GCACUCGCCAUGCCUAGAGCCUUCUUGGUGAAGCGCCGGAGCCCGCAGCCGGCGGUGCGCAGCUGGGAUGGGCUGCCCGACGAGGAGAGAGCCGACACCUACAUCCCAGGGGGAAUCGGCUGCGUGCUGCUGGGCUAUGAAGACAGCUGCAGCCUGGAGAGCAGCGGGAGCAGCGGGACCCACGAUGCCGAGCCCAGUGACCCCCCGACGCCCCAGCCUGCCCGCGGCGACCUGGGCAUGGCCGGAGGGAUGCUGCUGGAUCUGGCCGUCAAGCGCCCUGUGGUCAGGUCGAAAAUCAAGUUUACCACUGGCACCUGUAAUGAUGCUGCAUUGCAUAGCUGCGAGCUGUGUGGCAAAGGCUUUCGCUUGCAGCGAAUGCUCAACCGUCACAUCAAGUGCCACAGCCAAGUGAAGAGACACUUGUGCACCUUCUGUGGAAAAGGCUUCAAUGACACCUUUGAUCUGAAAAGACAUGUCCGGACCCAUACUGGAAUUCGUCCUUACAAGUGUGAGGUUUGCAACAAAGCCUUUACCCAGCGCUGUUCCCUGGAGUCCCAUCUCAAGAAGAUUCAUGGUGUGCAGCAGCAAUAUGCCUACAAACAGAGGCGAGAUAAACUUUACGUGUGCGAAGACUGCGGCUACACGGGCCCCACGCAAGAGGACCUGUACCUGCACGUCAGUAACGUUCACCCUGGAAGUGCUUUCCUGAAGAAAACCUCAAAAAAACUUGCAGCAGUUUUGCAAAACAAACUGAGCCCUGUCCUGCAGAGGAACUCCAAGGAUGAUGACAAAGAUGAGUAAUGAAGUGGAUUGCAGCGGUCUACAGGAAUGAAGUUUACAUGUAGGACAAUAUAUAUAUAUAUAUUAUUUUUUUAAAAACAAUUUUGGAAAAACCUGAAAUUAAAGGGAUGCUUUAGUUAAUGGGACUCUCUUGUUGGUAACCUCAACUGGAAAGAAAUAUUCCCAUUUAUGAUGAAAACACCAGACUUUUUUUAUUUGGCCAAUAAAAAUGGAAAGCUUGGAAGAGGCUGUCAUCUCUCACAUGGAGUAUUUACUGAACUGAUAUUUGGGCAAUCUGUCUUCUCUUUCAGCUCUACCACACAUCAGCUGCCACUGACAAAUAAGCUCACCUUUCUCUGUGUAUUUUGUAAAGUUAAUUUCUGUUACCUCCUGUACAAAUUACUUUUGAGAGGUUUGAGUGAAAAGCGCCAGGUAAGAACAGCUUGUU
This is a messenger RNA of Myiozetetes cayanensis, 1228 nucleotides long. It is a transcript of the gene OVOL2, whose product is annotated as ovo like zinc finger 2. Gene Ontology annotation, cellular component: nucleus. NCBI's taxonomy places the organism in Eukaryota, Metazoa, Chordata, Aves, Passeriformes, Tyrannidae. The record is from RefSeq and is a predicted model, not a curated record. The transcript has 4 exons. Bases 10 to 801 code for a protein of 263 amino acids. Gene Ontology annotation, molecular function: RNA polymerase II cis-regulatory region sequence-specific DNA binding; DNA-binding transcription factor activity, RNA polymerase II-specific. Gene Ontology annotation, biological process: regulation of transcription by RNA polymerase II; epidermal cell differentiation.